This is a messenger RNA of Penicillium subrubescens, 483 nucleotides long. RefSeq names its product ribonuclease H1. Lineage: Eukaryota; Fungi; Ascomycota; Eurotiomycetes; Eurotiales; Aspergillaceae. Gene Ontology annotation, molecular function: nucleic acid binding; RNA-DNA hybrid ribonuclease activity. Gene Ontology annotation, biological process: DNA replication, removal of RNA primer. Bases 1 to 483 code for a protein of 160 amino acids. The record is from RefSeq and is a predicted model, not a curated record. The transcript has a single exon.
AUGGUCUACGCCAUGGAAAUCUACACUGAUGGUGGCUGUCGAGGCAAUGGAAGCCCAUGGGCAAUAGGAGCCGCUGCCGCCGCUUUCAAGACAAAAUGGGGAAAAUAUCAUGGCUGGACAAGAAUCUUACCCUCAUAUCCCCCACCUACAAACCAGCGUGCGGAAAUUGUAGCCAUAAUUCUGGCGCUGGAACAAGCCCUGGAGAAGUAUCAGGAGCUUGACACCAAUCCAUAUCUAGAUGUCACAAUCUAUUCUGACUCUAAAUAUGCGGUUAACUGUAUGAAAUCGUGGAUUUACAAGUGGACCAACAAUGGGUGGAUCAACGCUGCUGGCAACCCCGUUGCAAACCGUGACCUUCUGGAGGAGGCUUCGGAUCUUGACGACAGAUUGAGAAACGAGGGAGAUGUCGAGUACAUCUGGAUUCCGAGAGAGGAGAAUGAGGUUGCCGAUCGAUUCUGUAACGAGGCGCUGGACAGGGAGUGA